This is a messenger RNA of Chroicocephalus ridibundus (black-headed gull), 2434 nucleotides long. RefSeq names its product arylamine N-acetyltransferase, liver isozyme-like. The transcript is spliced from 2 exons. The record is from RefSeq and is a predicted model, not a curated record. The coding region runs from base 45 to 932 and encodes 295 amino acids. Gene Ontology annotation, molecular function: arylamine N-acetyltransferase activity. NCBI's taxonomy places the organism in Eukaryota, Metazoa, Chordata, Aves, Charadriiformes, Laridae.
GGAAUGGCUACGCCAAGAAGAAAAGCUGCCCCCGGGAAGGCAAAAUGAACAUUCAAGAGUAUUUCGCAAGAAUUUCUUACAAGGAGUCCCAUAAGGAUGCAGACUUGCAAACCUUAACAGUCAUCUUCCAGCAUCACAUCCAGGCAAUUCCUUUUGAAAACCUCAGCAUGCAUUGCGGGGAGACCAUCAAACUGGAUUUACAAUCUACUUACGAUAAGAUUGUGAGAAAGAAACGCGGUGGAUGGUGCCUGGAAAGCAACCACCUUUUAUUUUGGGCCUUGCAAGAAUUAGGGUAUGACGUUUGUAUUCUUGGAGGAAAUAGUUAUGAACCAGCGGAGAGGGCAUACACUGCUGAGAUAAAUCACAUCCUACUGAAGGUGGUGAUCGAGGGCAAUUCCUACAUAGUAGAUGCUGGUUUUGGCGGUGCCUACCAGGCGUGGCAGCCACUGAUGCUGAUUUCUGGGAAGGAUCAACCCCAGAUCCCUGGCAUCUUCCGCUUCAUGGAAGACAACGGCACUUGGUACUUCGAGAAAGUCAAAAGGAAGCAUUAUAUUCCCGAGCAAAGUGUCCCUUUCACUGAUACUCCAGAACUGGGGAAUAUCAGAAAAAUAUAUACAUUCACUCUCGAGCCACGACAUAUAAAUGACUUUCAGGAGCUAAACACAUACCUACAAGUGUCUCCAGAUAACAUACUUCAGAAGAAGUCAAUCUGCAGUCUCCAGACCGCUGAAGGCCUUUAUGCCUUAGUUGGAUGGACCUUCACUAAGGUGAAGUAUAACUACAUGGAGGACGUGGACCUGGUGCAGAUCACAACUCUUACAGAUGAAGAGGUUGAGAAGACACUGAAAGACAAAUUCAAUAUAGUGCUGGAGAACAAACUUGUACCAGUAAACGUUCGUGGCUUGCCACCUAAUUUAGUGGAUACAAUCUAAUUCUAACGCUGUGCUAGAUGAGUCUUUAAAUAUCCAAUAUAAAAAGCUCUAAAAUUAACAGUACUGAUGUGAUCCUGAAGUUGAGCUAGUGAGAUAAACACAAAGCUUGAUAAAUUCAAGUACAUUGCUAAUUAAUCGCAUACACCAAUUGCAUAUUUUUUUCUUGAGCUUCGCCUUCUUUAGGAACAGAGACAUCUUACCCACCCCUAAUUUGCUCGUACGGAAAUUGCUUUUUGACUCUGUAACAUUUUGUUCCACCUCUCUCGAUCUUGUCUUAUUUCAGAUAUAUUUUGUGGCAAAGGAGACCAAAAUGAUACAGAAGGAGAAGCUGCGUUACUAUUUUACACAGGAGACCUCUAACCUUCACAGGUAUUAUUUCCAAUCUUCUCUACAGAGUUUUAUAAAUUAUUCACUUCCUUCAGCAGUCCGAAAUAAAAAGUUGAGCUGAAUUUGGCCUUCAAAGACCUCAUAAAAAAAAGAAAGGUUAAGACUUUCUCAAAACAAGCCACUAUUAGGCACGGAUUAGCUUAUGGUGAAAUAAGUUGAAAGACUUGAGUCCUAUUCCCUUACCAGAAAUUGACUUCAAGUGAGCUAUUUAUGUAAGGGCACUUAAAAGAUCCCAAAAGCUCUCUAAUUUUGAGUGUCCAAUUUUUCUGAGUUUGAUUUUUCUGUGUCUCUGACAUCAAAACAAAAUCAACAGAAGCUGAGAUGAUUCGACGGUUUUUAAAAAAUGAGGCUUUUGGUGCCAAAAAUGGAAAUAAUCAAAGUUAGAUCAACCUUUGCAAACUAUGAUCUAAAUUUUUGGGACCUAACCUUCCUGCGAUGUCAAGCGGGCAUGACACUAUUAUAAAUAAAACUCUUCGUAUUUAUUACAAACAGUAGUCUGCACAAAAGCUACCUUAAAUAAGUAAUACUGCAGAUGCACAGGAAAGCACUGGGAAGUUAGGACCUGCCACCGGUGUGGUUUCACGUCGCGUUAUACGUAACGCAAAAGCCUUUUACCUUUAUGGUACCUGUGGCAGGUACUGUACGGGACGUGUCAUUAAAGAGGGCGACAGAAGAGCAUCAGCCCUCAGCCGAGGAAAAGGCUUUGAUGCUGAAAUUAGUCAACGACACAGACUCAAAGGGCACCUGACGUGUCUAAAACUCAGGCGUUUUCCCAGAUGCAGUCUAACGGCUCUUUGCCUUCCCAAAAGGGACCUCCGCCUUUCCACCUCCAACAAACGAAGAGGAGAGAAUUAACAGUGAGAGAAUUAAAUAAACAGCCCUGCAACACUUUGAAGAUGCGUGAGGCCAAGUUUUUGAGAGGAAAUGCAUUACUUCGUGCAAAUAAAUAUUUGUCAUGGUAUUUGUUAGGUGUGGCAGCUCCAAAAUAACUACCUGCUGCAGUGGAAGCUUUGAACAGAUCGAAAAAAGUUCCUUUGUGGGCAAAGAAGGGUCAUUUUUGGGACCCGCAGCCUGUAAUACCUUGGCAAUUCAGCGCACCCACAAGAAGCAGAUGA